AUGUCGCCGAUUCCGAUGGUAGACUGUAUGGGUACGGUUGAACGUAUUUGUGGUGGUGAGACAAUGUCAGCUCACAAGUGGUAUUUUGCGCAUCAACCUCUAUCUCUAAUACGGCUCAGCAUGAGGUGGACCGAAGUCCAUCAAGUUGUCAUGACAACCGUUGUCUACAUGCAGAGAUGUGGAGGAAACUUUCUUCACCAUUUUGCCUCAGCUCUGAUUCGAUUUCACCUUCACCCUCGCUGGGGUCACAACACCCAAUUCGGAGAUGGUGUCAUUGAGGCUGAUGUCGUAAUCCAGACCAGGCCGAAGCGAAAUCCUCAUUUCCAACUGUGCUACAGAGUGCCUCCAACGGCACGUGUCACCGACCCUCCCAACGGUGGUUAUGCGGGGCGAGAGAAGAAAGUUGAGAAGAUAUCGGAAUUUGAAGAACAAGGAUUGACUAGCCGGUCCCAGUUGCUCCUCUGCACCUCCGGAUUUCGCCUCUUUGGCGGUUUGUGUCGAGAUCCAAGGACUGCAUGGAGCCUGACAAUUCUCCCGCCACUGCCUGCGGCACAGACUAGACCGGGUUGGCAGCCGGUGCUCUCCUGGACGAACAUUCAGCCCACACAUGCCCCAGCAGUAACGAAUUCUGUUGCUGAUGCGUAUUGGAGGCACGUCUGA
This is a messenger RNA of Protopolystoma xenopodis, 660 nucleotides long. The record is from the annotation of a GenBank genome assembly. Lineage: Eukaryota; Metazoa; Platyhelminthes; Monogenea; Polystomatidea; Polystomatidae.